AAAGAGGGAAAUCAGUGGAUCCUGAGGAAGGUGGAAUAGGUGGGGAGAGCAGAACAGGGAGAGGGUGAUGAAGGUCACACCAAAACCUGCCUGAACAGCUGAGCCCCUCCAGCCACACCCAGACCUGUAGAAGUAAGACAUCAUUCCACCAGAACCAGGCUGGUAACAGGAACCAGUGACCUUAACCAGGCCGCUCCUGCGUGGCUGAAGCAGCGACUGUGUGGAGACGAGCAGGACGGGUCAGCGUUAGCAGGUAUCUUUACUACUCUUCACAGCAGUUUGAAGGUUUUCAUCUUCACUGAAACUGGCUUUUUCACUUCUGAGGAAAACGUGUUGGUGGUUCAGACACAAACUUUCUCCAUUCUUCAGAUCAUCUCUUCAGAAAAUUGGUGGGAGAUUCCUUCAAGGAAUGUUGGGACUGCCUCAGCCAGAGUCGAACCAGAAGUCCUAAUAUGGUCCUCGUCUUCACUCUGAGCAGCUGCUGUUCUCUGAGGAGCAACAAGGAGAAAAGAAGAGCCAUGGCUGUGAAUAAAUGCAUCAAAUAUCUGCUCUUCAUCUUCAACCUUCUGUUCUGGAUCUGCGGCUGCAUCAUCCUGGGCAUCGGGAUUUACCUUCAUGUCACAAAGUCGAAUCUCUCGAUUGGCGGUGAAAGCGCUCCGAGCUUUCCUCUAACCAUCGCUAUUGGAGUCAUCAUCAUGGUGAUCGGCUUCCUGGGCUGCUGUGGAGCGUACAAGGAGAGCCGCUGCAUGCUGCUGCUGUUCUUCAUCUUUCUUCUCAUCAUCUUCUCCCUCCUGCUGGCAGCGGGAAUCCUCUCAGCUGUUGGCAAGAACUCUGUGAAGGACAGCAUCCUGACUGAGUUCAAGAAGCUACAACCACUCUCCAGACAACCAGCAAGUGUGAUCCAAGAUGUGGAGAACAUGCAGAGAACCCUCCAGUGUUGUGGUCUCACUGACGGCCCUCAGGAGUGGACGGCCCUUCCUGAUUCCUGUCGCUGCAACGCCACGGCCACCAACCAGGACACGUGCAACGCUGGGGUCUACAAGUUGCCCUGCUACACCAGGAUGAUCAAUUGGAUGCAGUCCAACCUGCAGGUGGCUCUGGGGAUCGCCUUCGGUGUCGCCGUCCUGCUGAUUUUCGGCAUGGCGUUCUCCAUGGUUCUCUUCUGUCAGCUAGGAAGGAAGGAUGGUCCAACGACAGCCUGAGACGCCACCAGUUAACCCCCCCCCCCAAACAUAAACCUACACACACACACACACCAUCAUCUCAGCGAGCCCAAUGUGACAUCUGUGCUUUUAUUGUGAAGGAGAAUGCUUUUCAGGCAGGUAUUAGUGGUAUGGAAGUCCAGGAGUGCCAAAUGUUGACUUACUAGCAGAUUGACCCAAGUCUUUUUGAUUUGUUUUGUUUUUGAUUUGUUUUGUUUAUUUGUUGGAAAAGGUCACGUUUUUAAAAGUUUUGGCAGUGAAAUGUUUGUUUUGUCUUUAUUUUUUAACUAUGAUAGUCUUUUCUUUUCUUUAUUUUUUACAGAUAAAGCAUAGACUUUUGUUAGCGUUGGGUUGCCGUACUUUAGUUUAUGUGCAGAAGGAACAACCAUAACUCUCAGAAACUGUUGCUCUGAUCUUUUGUCUUUCAGGAAUAUAAAACAUAAAACGAUAAGCCUCAAGUUUUACUGUUCCUGUUAAAAUCAGGUUAUGAUUGUGAUGGCACAAAAUGUGAUUUAUUAAAUGCUGACUAAAUGUUCUGGGUCUAACGCUGAAAGCUCCAGAGAAAUAAAAAGUUGAGAAACUAAAUUCAGACUGACGAUCAACAAUUAGUGAAGACAUUAAACAGGACUAAAUGCUAUUUAAAAUAUUUUUCUUUGAACUUGUUUGAAUAAACCCUUUUUUCCCAUUAAA
Nothobranchius furzeri (turquoise killifish) is the source of this 1892-nucleotide messenger RNA. RefSeq names its product tetraspanin-8. The record is from RefSeq and is a predicted model, not a curated record. Gene Ontology annotation, cellular component: plasma membrane. Lineage: Eukaryota; Metazoa; Chordata; Actinopteri; Cyprinodontiformes; Nothobranchiidae.